This is a messenger RNA of Pleurotus ostreatus (oyster mushroom), 819 nucleotides long. RefSeq lists its product as uncharacterized. Gene Ontology annotation, biological process: peptidoglycan catabolic process; cell wall macromolecule catabolic process. The record is from RefSeq and is a predicted model, not a curated record. Lineage: Eukaryota; Fungi; Basidiomycota; Agaricomycetes; Agaricales; Pleurotaceae. Bases 1 to 819 code for a protein of 272 amino acids. Gene Ontology annotation, molecular function: lysozyme activity. The transcript is spliced from 2 exons.
AUGAAGUACACCAUCCUCGCACUCGCUGUCCUCGCCGUAUCACUCCCAGUGUCUGCCGUGAACGGUCCUUGCACCGCGAACGGCACGCCUGGAGUCUGCAUCUCAACCUCCUCGUGCAGCAGUGGUGGCGGCCAGUCGUUCUCCGGGCUAUGUCCCAAUGAUCCUGCGGAUGUGAGGUGCUGCGUCAAGACAUCCUGCGGAGCCGGGGGAAAUUGCCGUUUCACCUCUUCGUGCACCACUGGAAACACAGCAGGAGGCCUUUGUCCUGGGCCAGCAACCUUCCAGUGCUGCCUCCCCGCAAGUGGAGGUGGAGGUGGAGGUGGAGGAAGUGGAGGCUGCCCACCCGUCAGUGCGGCUACCAUAAACAUGAUCAAAUCGUUCGAGAAGUUCGUCCCGAGUCCCGCCCCGGACCCAGUGGGAAAACUCACCGUUGGCUACGGUCACAAAUGCAUUCAGCCAGGCUGCAGCGAAGCGGGCCCCUUCCCACUCACCGAAGCCGGUGCAGUCGCCCUCAUGCAUCGCGACCUCCGCAUCGCCACAACCUGCCUGAGCCCAGCGAUCAGCAGCACCGUGAGGUUGAACGACAACCAGUUUGGCGCGCUGGCAGAUUGGGCGUUCAAUGUGGGGUGCGGAGCGAUGAGGCGUUCGACUUUGGUCAGCAGGCUGAAUAGUGGGGAGAAUCCGAACACCGUGGCGGCUCAGGAAUUGCCGAAAUGGAAUGUGGCAGAGGGGCAUGUGUCGAACGGCCUCAUCAGGAGGAGGGCAGCGGAGGUUGUCUUGUUCCAGACCGCGUCAAGCGUUAUUGCCCACCCGUGCUAG